Rhododendron vialii is the source of this 1008-nucleotide messenger RNA. Its product is annotated as hyphally regulated cell wall protein 1-like. Bases 256 to 1008 code for a protein of 250 amino acids. Lineage: Eukaryota; Viridiplantae; Streptophyta; Magnoliopsida; Ericales; Ericaceae. The transcript is spliced from 3 exons. The record is from RefSeq and is a predicted model, not a curated record.
CAUUAAACCAAUUCCAGACCAAACCAUGUGGGUUCGUACAGACUUUGAUCCAAUCAGCCCUCCUCCUCUUAGGGCAAAGAGUGGUAGACCCAAAAAAAAAAAAAAGGAGGAAGGGCCCUGAUGAGCCAAAAACUACUUCAAGUGGAGUGAGGAAGUAUUACACAACCCUAAAAGUGUGGACAAUGCAAGCAACCAGGUCACAAUGCAAGAACCUGCCCUCACAAGUCAACAAACAGCACUGGUGAACAAGGUGUGAUGGUGGUGGGAGGAAGAGGAAGAGGAAUUCAAAAUGAGGCUGGCAAAGGUAGAGGAGUGAUUGGAGGUAGAGGAAGAGGAAUUCAAAAUGAGGGUGGCAGAGGAAGAGGAGUGACUGGAGGUAAAAGAAGAGGGUUCCCCACUGCUAGUAGAGAUACUAAAGGAGUAAACAAUUGUAGUAGAGGUAAUGGUAAAGGUAGAGGUAGAACAAUAGGUCCUAACAGUGGAGCAAACAAUGGGUUGGUUGGAAAAGGAAGACGUCCAAAUCAGGGUAUUCUCAUUGGUAGGGAAAGAACUGCAAACAGUCAAAUGGUUCUUGGAAGAGGAAGAGGUGCAAACAAUGGAAAUGGUAGUAGAGGUGGAGGUAAAGGAAGAGGUGGAACCACUGCUGCACUUCUUGGUGUUGUCAUUAUAGAAAGAAAUCCAAACAUUGGAGUGGAUCUUGGAACAAACAAAGGUGCAAAGAGUGGGAAGGGUAAGGAGCCAAUAGUUGGGAAAGUCAAAAUACCAAUGACAAGGUUUGAAGGUGCAGAAUCUAUUGCCCCAAGAGUGGGUCUGCCAAUACCACAGGGUUGGAGGAGAUCCACAAGGAUAGGAAAUGUUUUUUUUUGGAAUCAGGCAGCAAGUUCAUCUGCAACAUCAUGUGGCAGUGGUAGUGGAAAUGGCAGUGCCACAAUGCCAAACACUCAUAUUCCUAGGCUAGACUCCCAAGGAGCAACUUCAACACCAAGUACCCAGAGAUCUGCCACUUGA